Cyprinus carpio (common carp) is the source of this 2505-nucleotide messenger RNA. RefSeq names its product ferric reductase 1. NCBI's taxonomy places the organism in Eukaryota, Metazoa, Chordata, Actinopteri, Cypriniformes, Cyprinidae. The record is from RefSeq and is a predicted model, not a curated record. Gene Ontology annotation, molecular function: oxidoreductase activity, acting on metal ions.
UUACCUAUCAGUUACCUGUUCAGGUAAACCCCGCCCACGAUGACAAUACGCUAUUAACAGUGAAGCAGUACGCGCGCACAAAGAUAGCUUCAGCCAAAACAAAGCCACAACGGUAGCAGGAGCAUCCACCGAAUUUUCCUUCGAAAGGUUGUUCAUUGAUAUCUCUUGUCCUGAUCAUUAUAGUAAAUCUCCACAGAUGUUUCUGUUUGUGCUCCUGUGCUGUGUUGGGGUCGUGCACUGUUAUGGUAAUGGACUUGUCAGCUCAGUUUGUGGAACUAUGACGCCCAAACACGGGUCUAACAGCGCUCAGACCAGCGCUGCUCCGUUCACCGUCACUGCUGACAAAACUACCUUUAAAGAGGGAGAUCAAAUCACAGUGUUGCUAAAAAGCCAAUCAGGAGAUCAAUUUGAAGGGUUUAUGUUACAAGCACGUCAAGUUGGAUCAACUACUUCCAUCGGCACUUUUAGUGUGAUGGAAAGUAACACGCAGCUCCUCUCCUGCGAUGCAGCGGCUAGUAGAGCAGUCUCUCACACAUCAGACAGUAAAAAAAGUUCAGUUCAAGCUAAAUGGACAGCCCCUACAUCUGGACCGCUUGGCGAUAUAGAAUUCAGAGCAACAUUUGUGAAAUCUUUUGCUACUUUUUGGGUUGGUGUCAAGAGCUCUACCGUGGCAUAUACAGGAACUUCUGCACCUGCAGCUGAGACUGUUCGAUCAAAUCCUGAUUGUGGGGAAACUAAAGUCUGCUUCAGUCAGCCCAGCAACUGUGACCCAACUGCCAACACAGGCUGCUACUUCAUGGCAGUUCAGACAUCAUCUAACCAAUCAGAAAUGAGGAUUGAAAUGUUUGGGCAAGCUGAUGGAUACGUUGCUAUUGGGUUUUCAGAUGACCAGGAAAUGGGUAAUGACGACAUCUACAUCUGUGGUAAGGACAGCAGCGGCAACCUCAAAGUGCAACAUGCUAUUUCCACAGGAAAAACAGCUCCGACUAUUCUCUCACUGGGGAAUGUGACUGAUAUCAAGACAACGCUAAUGAAUGGAAAUACUAUCAAUUGUUCUUUUACUUCCCGUAAUGUGAUUAGCACGAGAAGUAGAGCAACGUCUACUAGCGAGUACUACCUCAUGAUUGCUGCCGGACCCUCCAACAGUCAAGGUAACAUCCAGAUCCACACAAAUAAAUACGUCAGUAGUACAAAGGCUAAUUUACAGGAUCCAAGCCAGGUCGUUACAAGUGCUGAAGAAUUCCCAGCGAUUGUUAAAGCACACGGUUGCCUGAUGUUAAUCUCAUGGAUGACAACGGGCAGUAUAGGGAUGCUCAUAGCUCGCUAUUUAAAGGGAGUUGCCAAAGACCACGGUUGCUGUGGUAAAGAUUUCUGGUUUAUGGCCCACGUGUCUCUGAUGGCCCUGUCAGUCACUGCCACUGCCAUCGCAUUCAUACUGGUGUUUUCUUAUGCCCAGGAUUGGAGUGGGGGGGCUCAUCCGGUCCUGGGUUGUUUGGUGAUGAUCCUAAGUCUUAUUCAGCCCAUAGUUGCUGCUUUCCGCUGUGAGCCGAAUGAUGAACGGAGGUUUGUUUUUAACUGGGCCCAUUCCUUCAUUGCUUUAGCUAUCAAAGGCCUUGCAGUUGCUGCAAUUUUCACUGGUCUGGCACUGUUUGAAGAAUAUGAGGAGGAUCCAUGGAUGUUAAAAGUUAUGGGAGGUUUUGUUACCUGGGAGGCCCUGAUAUACGUUCUUCAAGAUCUUAACCUACGCGCCAAGAAAAAGGAUUCUGAGAUUUGCAGUUUUGGAUCGAUGAGACCUGAAACAGUCCUGCUUGUCCUGUAUUUAUUGGGAAACCUUGCCUUCUUAAUAGCACUUCUUGUUGGAAUAGGAAGAACUUAAAUAACCCACAUUGUACGGCCUUCCCCACUGGUUUUAAGGCCACCUUUUGACUCUUUUGCUGUAUAUGUAUAUAGGCAUUUGUUAUAUUUUUCUUAUUAACUCUUUUCAGCACAGUAGAAUCUCUACAUGAUUUUUUUGCUUGUUAUUUUUAGUUAAUAUGGCAUUCUUUCCAAUUAGAUAUUCACCACGGUGCCUUUGAGUAAGGAACAUAAUUGUAGUAUACUACUAGGAGUAUAUGUUGAUGUUGCAAUUACUGUACAGUAUGUUACUCAUUAUGAUGAAAAAAACAAUAGUGAAUUUAUCUCAGGAUUUAAUCAAAGAAGCCAGGAAAUAAGUUGUCCAUAUUUUAUUUUAUUUUAAAUCAUAACAAAUGUUGAUUAAAACAUUUAUGGAAAAUAUUUUACAGUUUUUAAAUAUUUUAAUAUAAUUUUUAUGUGUAGACAUUAUAUUGUGAUGGUAACUUAAGUGUACAGCACUCAACCACUAGAUGGCAGUGUCAUAAAAGGAAUUUUUAUGCAACUAUGUAAUUUUUUAUUGUACAUUUUCAGACUAUUCAAGGGACUAGAUCAGUUCUUCAAAUGAAAUGUAUUCAUACAUUUUAUUGUUUAAUAAAUAGACCAUUUUGUUUA